This is a messenger RNA of Pararge aegeria (speckled wood butterfly), 3560 nucleotides long. It is a transcript of the gene Cep97, whose product is annotated as centrosomal protein of 97 kDa. The record is from RefSeq and is a predicted model, not a curated record. The transcript has 16 exons. The coding region runs from base 301 to 2559 and encodes 752 amino acids. NCBI's taxonomy places the organism in Eukaryota, Metazoa, Arthropoda, Insecta, Lepidoptera, Nymphalidae. Gene Ontology annotation, molecular function: protein binding.
CCUAAACGGCAAUUUAAAUAUAAUAAAACCUAUUUAAAAAGGCGUGGCGUAUUUUAUUUUCUACCGACUAGAAAACAAACGUUACAUAAAUUGUAACACUUUUGUUAUUGUCAAAAGCUUUUAACAUAAUUAGUAGCAAAGCAAUUAAACGAUAAUCAAUUAAACAAAUUGACAAGUUGUUUGUUUUGAUAUUUCGAUCCUGAACGUUAAUUUACAAAAUCACGAAAUGUUGACUUUGUGAAAAACCGUGAAGCGUUUGUAUUUUAUAAAAUAAUAAUUAUGCUGAAAAUUUAUUGAAAUAUGGACGAUACAAAUAAUGAUACCCUGGAUUUAUCAAGGCGUGGAUUGAAGAAAGUAGAGAAGGCUCCUACUGAGGAAGCUAAAACAAUUAUCAACCUAAUCCUUGACCAGAAUGAGCUUCAACGGUUGGACAACAUUGACACAUACAACAGAGUUGAAAACUUGUCAAUAUGCAACAAUUUUCUGAUGCGAAUGCAUGGGGUAUCCCGCAUGACAAAUAUCCGCAUCCUAGCUCUCAGCAACAAUGGCAUACUUCAAAUUGAGGGGCUCAAGGACCUGAUUUAUUUAAAAGUGUUAAAACUUGCUGGUAAUAACAUAAAGUCGAUAGAACAUUUGAAUCACAACAUUCACCUGGAGCAUUUAGACCUGUCCAACAACCAGAUAUCAUUUAUUGCUGAUAUUUCGUAUCUCAAGAAUUUAAAGCAUCUGAACCUGGAGCGCAACCGCAUAAUGGACCUGCGACAGUGCGACCGCUACGUGCCGCCGCACCUUUCGCACCUUGGACUGGCGCACAACAACAUCCAGGAUCUAAACGAGGUGUCGCACCUGGUGCACCUGUCGGCGCUCGACAGCUUCUCCGUGCAAGGGAACCCGUGCGUUGCGCUGGCCGGCAAAGACAAGCUGGGAUUCGACUAUCGUCCAUUUGUUCUGAAUUGGAUUAUGAGUGUCAAAUCUAUCGACGGGUUUAUCGUCAGCGCUAUAGAAAGUCUCAAAGCAGAAUGGUUAUAUAGCCAAGGCAAAGGCAGGCAUUUUCAUACGGGCCAGCAACGAGAGUUAUGUGAAUACCUCGCCUCCACGUGCCCUCUGACAGCUGAUGCGUUGGAGACUGAAGAUCAGAGGAAAUUGCGCCUUAUUCUCAGUAAGGCUCAACAUCACCAACAACAACUGAAGGAUCAGAAUCACAGCCCAGUUAAGUCCAGAAUACAGUCGCCCAGGAUGCAAUCGAGGAUGUCUCAAAGGAAUAUGGGUAGAUCGCCAGACCGACUUAGCUCGAGCUUCCAUGGAGGUAUACAUAAAACUGGCUCUCCUUCGCACAUGAUGUCGAUGUCUUGUUCCGGGGAAUUACCCACACCGCCAUCUACUUUUGACAGCCCGCAACAUUCCCAAAGACAAGAUAGACUCACAGAACAACAACAACAACAAAAUCAUCAACAUCAACAACAACAACAAAAUCAUCAACAUCAACAACAAAUUCCACAUCAACUUCCACAACAACUGAAAGCAAUAAACCAUUCACUAGAAGCCGCUUCGAAAAUGGUACCUGUUCCUGAAUCACUUAUGAGUCCAGACUACCAAGAUCCAAUAUUCGACAUACAGAAAACCAUACCAAAGACAAACUCUGCCAACGUCUCAAAUACAUCGUCACAAUCUUCAAACAGCAGCGUUAAUGAAGAGAGAAAAUCAGUAAACAAGAACAUAAAAGGCUCGCCAAAGCUAACCAAAAGUGCUACCUCGUCCCCGAAGUUAAAGUCCAAAAUCGAACGCAAAGGAAGUUUAACAAAAAUCGAGAUAGAUAAAAAAAUUAAUGGUUUAACGAAAGAUAAUACAGAUCAAAUAGACCCGGAUAAACUGGAAGUGAUAAAGCUCGCGUCGAAUCAGAGGCGGCAGAAGAAGAUGAGCGUCGAAACAAUGGCAGCAGUCACCAUACAGAAGAUGUGGAGGGGAUACCGGAGUAGGAAUCUCAAUAAAGAUACACUGAGGAUUCUACAUGCGAUCCAAGCGGCGAGGGCCAGGCAACAUAUACAAAGGUUAACAUGCGACAUGGAAGCGACAAAGGCCGCGUUAGAAAGCGAGAGGAAAAUACAGCAAUUACAAAUGCAAGCUAUCAACGCUCUCUGGAAGAAGGUGUCUACACUACAAAAUAUUGACCCAAAGAACAAGGAUUCAGAAUCGGAAGACAAUACGGAGGCCUUGAGGCAUCUAACGGAAACUUGUGUUAAUUUGCAAGCACAGGUGGUGGAGCUGCAAAGUUGUAUGCAAGAAGUGUUGCACGCGGUGCGCUGUAGAAACCGAGCGGAACCAGUGGCUACCCAGACAGACAUCGUCGCAGUUUUAACGCCGCAGGAGGAGAGAUGUGGUUGGCUGCGCCGGCCGCAAUCGCUCGCUAUCUCAGCCACCGUGCCGGCCGCUUCCGCGCUUCACAACGAACUACUUGUUAAAGCAACCGAGGUGGACGCCUUGGACAUCGAGCGUACGGAGUCUGUUAUCGAGGAGCCCAGUAUAGACGACCUCACCGAGCGAGAGCUGAUCGUCGACUGAUGAUUGUUUACGGUUAGGCUCAUAGUUCAUACGCGUUCACACAAACAAGACAAUGGGAGUUAAUUAAAACACCGCGUUACGCUUAAGGGUGUUUGUCCACUGCCGCCGACACCGAGAAACGAGAUAAGGGACUAAUUAGGGUCGACUUCGCAACUGUAGUCGAUUAUUUCUUACCCGUCUCAUUUGGUAAACAAUAUUUUCGUUAUUUUCUAGUUUAAAGAUUGUUUUAAAACAAUAAAAACAUACUUAUUUCGUUUGUAAUUUGUUGAAUACACAUUUUUUUAAAUUCUGUUAUUACAUAAAAGACGGAUUAGAAAAAAUGGGGUAUGCGUGAUCCACCACGAACGCUCUCGUGGUUCAGUCUUGCUUUUACUGAGACGGUACUGUGAAAUGUGUUUAUAAAUAUAGUGGUAUUGUAAGUUGGAAGGCGAAAAUUUUGAAUUUAUGUCUAUGUAUACUACAACGAGCCUCGUUCUCCUCGGCAACAGUAGACAAACGUUCUAAGUUCGUGAAAUGUCGAUAUUUACCUCCAAACUCAUUGAGGCCUAACGCCGACGACCGAUUUUAGUCUGGACAAGAGAAAAAAAUAAAGUCAGUCUUUACUGAUUCGGUCUGGACAUACUUUCCUCAGUUUUUGUAAGACAACUGUUUGUGGGACAUUAGCAAAUUCAUAGGGCGUUCGACGUAUUUUUGAGCGCUUAAAAUGCAAAUAACAGAAUAAUAGCAUGCAUUGCUAACGACAUUGUCGCGUACCAUGCGGCUGAUUUUUGCUAUUGACGUCAUUGGCGUAUUUCCUUUCUGCUUCAGAUCUUAACGGGAGUAAAAUUUGACUUCAAAGUUAAGUAUUUUGUAAAGUGUGCGUGGCUUGCCGCUUUUUUAUCAUAAUAAAUCAUUGCUAAUUACCAUGAAGCCUUUGCUUAAGCUAUGCAUGCUAUAGGCAAAAGUUUAAGAUAACUUACAAUAAGAAAAAAAAAGUGUGUGUACUCUUGUUACACGCGUUA